Molecule: messenger RNA, 3724 nt
Organism: Ixodes scapularis (black-legged tick)
Lineage: Eukaryota; Metazoa; Arthropoda; Arachnida; Ixodida; Ixodidae
Exons: 4
Coding region: 435-1100 (221 amino acids)
Source: RefSeq, a predicted model, not a curated record
AUGCCCUAGGUGACAGCAGAGCCGUAGGAGCUUUUUUUGCCAAUGGACCUCUUCCAACGCAGUGAGCACCAGGCGAUUGCUUACAUCAAGCUAGCCAGUGUUUUUCAUAGUAUGACUUUAUUUAAUCGUAUUUAAAAGUAGGGAGGCUCCCUAUUUUAAAAGGACUUCGCGUUGCGCCACACUUUGGACAGCCCAGGAACCUCUUCAGCUUCUCCCAACGUUGGCUUCUCCGAACGUUAGUUGGCUUCUCCCCAUGGCUUCCCACUGCUUCCCGUCUAUGCGUAGUUUGCGCUGGCCGUUCCCUGUCCAUCUGUCGCGACCAGUUCUUGAGGUCGUAGGCCCCCGCUCCGCGCGGGCCCACAUCACCGUCGUGCCGAGGGCGACGCCGAAGUCAACAGCAGCGAGUCAGAGACUGCAGUGAGCGCGGAGCGGCCAUGUCUUCCCCAGAGGGAGAUCGGGGCGGCGCGUGCACCACGUCUCGGGUGUCGCAGUUCGUGGACGACGCCUGUCUCAAGCAGGUUACCCUGGACGACGCCGAAGAGACGAAAGCUCUGCGCGAAGACUCGGUCGGCACCACGGACCCGCGCGUGGUGCUGGCCUGCCGGCGCUCUUACCCGCUCAGCGCCGUCGGAGCGCUCCGGCUCGCGCUCUUGGCUACCUCCCUGCUGAGCUUGGCGUGCCUGGCGAGUGCCGGCACGGGGGACUACGACGUGCUGGAUCUGCCUCUGGCCGAGCGCGUUCGCCUGCACAUCUUUGCCUGCGUGUUCAGCUUCCUGCUGAUGGCCGCCCUGGCACUGGCCGACAUCUCUUCGCUCGUACUGCCCUGCAACUGGGUUCUGGUGGACACAGUUUCGUGCGGUGCAUGCGGCCUGCUGCACGUGGUGUCAUCGUCGCUGCUGCUGCACAGUGGGCACAUGUACAGCCAGAGCCCCCUGGUGGCAGAGCGGAGCGGCAGCCUGUUCGCUGUGGCCGGGGUGCUGGGGCUGGCGUGCGCCCUGCUGCUGCUGGGCCUGGCGGCGGUGCGCUGGUGUCAGCCCUCCGGCCGGCUCUGGGGGACUCCCGCGACGGACAUCAUGAUGGCACCCAUGGCCGCCAGCUGAUGGCACCAGCCCCAAGCUGCCCGUCGAGUGUUGUGAAUCUCGUGGAUGCGCGUCGGCCGAGACUUUGCCCAGCUGCCCGACUCUGGCGCGCCAUUUCGUCCCGCUUCCGGCUCGUCUGCUCUAGAGGCGUGAAAGUUACGGAAGGUUUAAAUGGCCAAGAGAUAAACAUUUUUUUUUUUUCCUUUUUUUAAGCUUUUUUUAAAUUGAAAGUUUGGAAAGUUGAGCGCGUUCUCCUCGAUGUCUCGGGGACAGAUCUUUUACGGGUGGUGGACGUGCGCCGGGAAAGUCUGCGCAAUAUUUUGCUGGACUUGAGAGCUGCUCGCUUCUCGUCCACGGUGGAUUCAUGCGACGAAUUUGUUUACGAAUGUUUGACCGCGGACAAAUCGUUUCGCGAAAGUUGCUGGAAGUUGCCACAUCAACGUGCCAAAACAAUGAAAAACGUCGCUAGAAAACUACGCCACCGAGUGUUGGCUACUGUUUCAAUGAGUUACGUUAUUGCCUCUUGAAAAGCAAGCCGAAGCUGGAACUGCAAAGAUGCAAAGACGGGUGUUGUGUAGCAGUCCACUGGAAGUGGAGAGGUCCCUGGUUCGAUACCAGGACUAGGCAGAUUUUUUCAGUCGCGCACCAGUCACCUAACUUGUGUUUGGAGAUUUGUGUUUGCUUUAUUAACCCUUUGACAAUCUAUUCUUUUCUUUUUUCCCCCCGAAAGAUGGGGGAUCGGUGGCCGAGUGCGCUAGCGCUCACCAGCUCGGUGCGCGUGGAGUGAAAGCUCAUGUUCUAGAACCCAGGGAUCCUGGGUUCAAUCCCCACCGCUGCACGUUUCGAUCUGGACGAGCAUAUCGUACCGGCAUGCGGUCGCAUACCACUACUGCGUGGUGCACGUUAAAGACCCCAGGCCAGCGGUUGUACUGUACUGGCUAAAUUUCUCAUUAACAGUGAAACAAGUCGCCCGUUACUUCAGGCUGUAAAACAUACACACAACUUAACUAGGUAUUAUUAUUGAUUCCCGAAAGAUGUUUCCCAGUGGUCUGGUUUUGUUUGCACAGGUAUGUAUAGAAAAAAGGGUCGAUGCACAGGGUUCUUUUUGUUUUCUAGCAGGAGCACAUACAGUGUUUGCAAGCUGUUUAGGUUUAGGAGAAACAAAUGAAAAUAUUGAAGUCGAAAAGUUGUCACCUUUCUUUCAUCCGGUUCUGCAACAUUCCAGGGACUUCAAAUUCCUGACCGGAGGUACUUUGCAGAACUUCUUCAUCGGAUGACGAGCUCUCCUCUAAAUUUAAGUCCGAAAAGCGUUGGAAGUCUGCAUCAGAAGAGCCAGUGCUCCCAUUGACACCACCGUAAGGAGCGAUCGGUAUGCAAAGUGAGCAUUACACGUGCAGAGCAUCUGAUUUCAGAAAUACCAAUAGCCCAACCAUGCGAAACAAUGUGCAAAUACUAUGUUUAUAGUUCACCAAAGACAUAACAAAGAGCAACACCUCCCAUGGUGUGCAUAAUUUUGCGUUUAGGCGGGCACUUUGAAAUGUGUAAUCACCGUUGUACGUGUACAAUUGUCAAAGGGUUAAAAAAAGAUUUCUCGUUUUUACUUGUUCAGUUUGCAUUACGCUUUACGGGUCUUUGUGUCAUCUUCAUUGCCAUCCACCUGUGUCCAUCGUUAUGGCCUCUCGCUUGCGCGUCUGCUGCAUGUCAGCCAUACAGGAAGUGCAUCAGCUUGGCAUUCAAAGGACGGUCUCCCAAAGGAGGGAACUCCUGCUAGUCUAUACCUUGUGAAAGGAUGCAAGGGAGUGUGCAACCGCCAAACGCUGGGCACCAAUACGACGUCCCACAGGUAGCAAGGGGGUGUACCUGGCGAAAUGAAGAGUGCAAAAAUGGUCGAAGGAACAAAAAUACCAAGGACUAAUUUACAACUCAAUUGAAUAGAAAAAAAAAAAAAAGUAACAUGAAGUCAAACGCAAAUGCACAGCCACACCAAUGUUAUGAACCAAUGGCUUCACACUGUCUUAUAUAGGCUAUCUCACUUUUAGACAGUCCAGUUGAUGUUGAACAAUUGAUGGGUCUGUGAAUCGAUUCCCCGCCAUUUGCACUGCACGAAAGUGAGAUAGCAUAUCUCAGUCAGUGUGAAGCGAUUGGUUUGUAACAUUAGAAUAGUAGUAUGCUUGUUUUUGCAGGUUUGUGUUUAUUUCUAUUAAACUUUGUUGCAAGACAGCACCUUGUGUGUACAUUUCGUUGACUUGUCUAUUUCUGCACUUUUCUUUUUUUGCCAUGCAUGAGUGGACAAUGGGACCUUAGGGUGGACAGGUGCAAUGUGUUGUUGCCUAUAGCCCCCAGUUUGCAAAUGCACAUUUCUUUUCGUGUGUGUUACUGCUGUGUGUGUAUAUUGUGGAGGAUAUUCCUGGAAGUUUGCUGGCAGACCAAGCUUUGUUUCUGAAUCCAUGGUCAAUUGUUUCCUCCAAACAUAUCGGCUCUCUGGACGAGCGUCUUUUUGGCCGUGUCCCGCCGACUGGAUCGGUGUUUCGUUUGUUAAUUUAUUUAUUUACAGUGCUGACAGCAUUACGUUUAUUUAUUUACGAUGCUCAGGAGUGUUCAUCUUGGAAGAAAAAAAAAAUAAAGCCAUACAACAAUUGUCAUCA